Molecule: messenger RNA, 573 nt
Organism: Rotaria sp. Silwood2
Lineage: Eukaryota; Metazoa; Rotifera; Eurotatoria; Philodinida; Philodinidae
Source: the annotation of a GenBank genome assembly
AUGGCUCAGUUACUUCAUACACUUCGACAACAAGUAGUACCUUAUCCAAAUGACCAUUUUUCUGGUCGAGGCAUUGUACUUACAGUUGGAUUUAAUCAACUCAAAUUUCUCAAAGUUAAUUUAAAAAUGAUUGAACUAACAGCAACAAAAUUAUCUAUUCAAAUAUGGUAUACAUCAUCUCAAAUUUCGCAUGACAAUAUGAUUGAAUUACUUCGUACGGCACCCAGCAUUAAUGCAAGCGCCUGCUGUUUUAUUACGGCUCAAUGUCGAACUCUAACACAAGUUUGGCAAUUAAAUGCUACUCGUGUCUAUAACCCUAAACUUGACGGCCUACAGACAUAUGGAUUUCCAUAUAAACCAGCAGCUAUUAUUAGUGCUACUUUUUCUGAAGUACUAUUUCUUGAUUGUGAUGCUUUUGUUACACGAGAUCAAGAAGAAUUAUUUAUUUCUGAUCCAAUGUAUCUCAAAUUUGGUGCACUUUUCUAUCCUGAUGCUCAUAAAAGUAGACAAGAUCCAGCUAAAAAAGGAAAAAUAUUAGCAACAAAAGAUGAUAGUGAUCACAUUUGUGCUUGA